Andrographis paniculata is the source of this 1781-nucleotide messenger RNA. RefSeq names its product 14 kDa zinc-binding protein-like. Gene Ontology annotation, molecular function: adenylylsulfatase activity. The transcript is spliced from 7 exons. The record is from RefSeq and is a predicted model, not a curated record. Bases 102 to 659 code for a protein of 185 amino acids. NCBI's taxonomy places the organism in Eukaryota, Viridiplantae, Streptophyta, Magnoliopsida, Lamiales, Acanthaceae. Gene Ontology annotation, biological process: sulfur compound metabolic process; purine ribonucleotide metabolic process. Gene Ontology annotation, cellular component: cytoplasm.
UUGUAGGGUAAAUUCGUUGAGCUUCAUCCUGCGCUCGGCUGUAAAAGCAGGGGCGGAAGGCUGCAGACCACUGAUUCUGAUUUUGGAGGCUGCCGGAGACAAUGAACUCUCUCUGUCUCUUGCGGAGUUCGAUCUCAGUGCCCGUGCGGCCACUCGCACUCAGCUUUUUCAAACCAGCUCAUCCGACUUCCCGGAAUGUACUUUUCCCUCUCCUACAUCGUCCACUUCGGUUCCACAGAAAUUUAUCAAACGUAAGAGCUACAAAUGAUGAAGAGAAUGCUGCAAGAGCUGCUGCUGUCAAUGCUGAUACUGAAGCGCCAACAAUAUUUGACAAGAUUAUUUCUAGGGAGAUCCCUUCAGCCAUUGUUUAUGAGGAUGAAAAUGUCCUUGCUUUUCGAGAUAUUAAUCCACAGGCUCCUGUUCAUGUCCUUGUCAUCCCAAAAAUACGAGAUGGUUUGACCAAGCUUAGCAAGGCUGAACAAAGGCAUGAAGAGAUAUUGGGGCGCCUUCUUCAUGCUGCUAAAAUAGUAGCAGAGAAAGAAGGAAUCGCUGAUGGUUUUCGUGUUGUCAUCAACAAUGGUCAAUCUGCUUGCCAAUCUGUUUACCAUCUUCACUUACAUGUACUUGGAGGGAGACAGAUGAAGUGGCCACCAGGUUAAUAAUAUGCAAGAAAGGUUUUGGGUUUUGGCACUUCAAUUCACUUGACCAGGGUUUGUUUAUUAUCCUGAGAAGUAUUCUGUGUCUGUACUCUCUUCUCUUCUACAUGGUUCAAUGCAAUUGAUGAAUGGAACUUGAAUUGAAAAUAAUAUGGCCUUUGUUAUUGCUACCCUGCUUAGCAGUGCAGAAUAGGACCUCUUUCUCUACAUAGAAUGCUUGUUAACUCAAAGAAUUGUUAUCAAGAAAGAGAAUUGAGUUAUAGGAAGAAUUAAGAACUGUUGUGAACGAGUACUUGGAAGAACAUGGAAUACCAUAUCAGGUAAUAUCUCAGGGGACCCAAAUUAAAAUAAUAAUAAUAAUAAUAAUAAUAAUGAUAACAGGUGGACAGACUACUGUUUGUGAAGUUAGUUUGUUUGUUAGUUUAUAUAUUUAUUAUAUGUAGGGGUUGGAGGUAUUGCAGGAUAAUAAAAUGCCAGCAGGUCACACACACACAAAUGACAUACUUUCGUGUUGUGCAUAAUGUUAGGCUCUCCUUGAUGGGUCCCAUCUGUCAUUUUGCCACCUUGUAAUGAUCUCAUCGCCAGCUGUCAUUGGAUUUUUAUUCUCCCUUCCUUCCAUGAUUGACAUAUAAUAGUUUUUUCCUUAUUUAAUUGUUAUUAUUUUUAUUAGGAGAUAGGAUUGGAGUCGUCACUGUCCCUGUCUGUCUCUGUCUCCCCAUAAUAGCUGCUGCAGCUGCUGCAAUAAUGGAGCCAGCCUUGCCUUGCAUUGCUGCCUCGCCUUGAUUGACUCAGUGCCUGAUUGCUGUACAGUGCUGUGAAGCACACAACCAUUGGCUUUGCCAUUAAUAAUUAAAUAAAAUCAUCAUCAUCAUAGCUAUUCUUUGAUUCUUCUUCUUCUUCUUCAUAUUGAGUGGCUGGCAAGAUUCAUCGCUUGUCCUCCCUAACCACCUAAAUCCUCUGUUCUCUCUCUCUCUCUCUCUCUCUCUCUCUCUAUCUUGUUUUCUGUUUGCAACACGAUGGUGAACUACUGGAAAUCCAAGGUCCUUCCAAAGAUCAAGAAGGUUUUUGAAAACCCGAAGAAGGUUGCAGCUGCCGAAGCCUGCAAGAGCUUUGAUGAAGCUAAGG